UUAAAAGAUGUGGAGGAGUCAACGCCGUCUUUCCCUGAUCUGGAACACAGACUGCAGCCGGUGUCUCCCUGCUCCUCUCUGAGAGAGUCAGUCCAGGUUUACAGGGACCACUGUAGGAUGGCCAAGGAGUUCCACCAGGUCAACCACCAGAUCUCGCUGCUCGAGGACCGCAAGCGUGAGCUGCUGGCAGAGCUGGCGGGGGACGAGUUUGUUGCCGUGGAAAUGGCCUGUCUGGAGGAUGAGUUCCGUGUCCUGUCGGAGGAGAACGCCACGCUGCUCAACGUCCACACUGAGCGAGCUCAGCAACUGGAGACGCUCAGCUCCACCAAUCGGAAUCGGACAAGCCAGGACAGCUCCUCCACGUGACCCCCUUGAACUCGACUUGACCCCGAGAGACGAUGACCUCGCUCGAGACCUUCAAACCGAAGCUACGGCCCGUAUUCUAAAAGUGCUGAUCUAUGAUCAGUUCCCCUCUGUUCAUAUAUUCAUAUUUAUUAAGAUCUAAAAAUGCCAAACUGAUCCUAAAUCAGCUCUGAGCCUCAACUUGGAUAUGGGUCCCUGAAAACAUUACUACCGAUAGCUGUCAAAUUCUUGCUUCCUCUGUCCUUGUUUCCUUAUCUCCUUUCUAAGAGCGUUUUGUUUCCUUAUCUCCUUUAUCUAAGAGCAAAGGAGAAGAGGAUACAAGGUCCCUCGUUUGGGACCUUCUCUUCCAAUGCACUUUGAGAGGAACUUACGGACCAGGGUUUGGGGCCAAUUCUAUUUAAAUUCCAACGAUGGGUUUCUGAUUUCUAAACUUUAAAAAAAUAUAUUGUUAAUCAUCAGUUAUACUAGAGACACGAGGAGUGUCAUAGUCUGGUUUCUACACCAGAUGUUAAUGGGUGUCUGUAAGAGUAAUGUAUAAGGUUGGGGUCAAGGAAGGUUAGUUAGGAGCCAGGGGGCUUUGGGAGGUGCUGAGUAGAGGAGAGGCAAUCGCAUGAUUAUGGCGGAGAGCUGUGGAUUAGUAAGGAAUGUAGAGGUCAGGUCAGGUCACAUUAAGGGAGAAGGAACUGUGCGUUGCCCGCAUGACUUUACUUCCUGUCUAGAAUAAAGAUGUUUAGAGAGAAGCAGGAGACUUUGUCUUAUGCAGCCCAACGGGUGAAUAAACCUGGUUUAAGUUUGACUAAUCGUCCGUGAGUUUAACUGGAGUCGAUUCAGGAAGUACACUGAAAUCCCGAUCUCGAAUUCCUCUUCGUUGCGUUUCAAUGAGCGGAAUUUGGUUUUCUUUCUCAAUUGACCAGAACUCAAAUGGAAUUAAUCCCAACCCUGCUAAGGAAACAAGGACAGAGGAAGCAAGGACAUAGCAGUAGUAGUAGUAGUAGUAGUAGUAGCAGUAGUAGUAGUAGUAGUAGCAGUAGUAGUAGCAGUAGCAGUAGUAGUAGUAGCAGUAGUAGUAGUAGUAGUAGUAGUAGUAGUAGCAGUAGUAGUAGUAGUAGCAGUAGUAGCAG
Oncorhynchus nerka (sockeye salmon) is the source of this 1484-nucleotide messenger RNA. It is a transcript of the gene map3k7cl, whose product is annotated as map3k7 C-terminal like. The coding region runs from base 118 to 366 and encodes 82 amino acids. The record is from RefSeq and is a predicted model, not a curated record. The transcript has 3 exons. Gene Ontology annotation, cellular component: nucleus; cytosol. Lineage: Eukaryota; Metazoa; Chordata; Actinopteri; Salmoniformes; Salmonidae.